AUGCAAGCUGGUGAUCAAGCCAAGCAGGAGUUCUAUCUAAUAGACACCGCCUCAAGUACGUAAAUCAUCUCCAACCACGAUCCCAUGCCAUUUCAAUUCAGAUGGCAACUUACUAACUCCAACCACGACAGCACCCUACAAGCCAUCAAGUCCCACGCCGCUCCAGAACCUCCUCCACUUGUACAACUUGGAAGAGACAGCGCGACAACUAGCGCGGACCAACCCCGACGGCUCCAAAAACGUCAAGUUGCGCAAGUCAUACAAGGCCCACAUCCAAGACUUACCGGGAAAGCAUCAGAUUCCGCCGCUGAAACAGAUCGCGGUGGGGUUAAUGGACCCCAUGAUUGCGCAGUACCCCGAUAUCAUCGAGGAGAUAGAUGCCCAGGUGCUUGCCAAGGCGUUGCAUUUCGAUAAGACGCCCUUGCAUGGCAUACCGGGGUUUGAUCCGGCGGAUUUGGCCAUCACUGCUGAUUCCGGUGCUGGCGAUGAUGAUGAUGAGAGGAAAGGCAAGCGGAAGAAGAAGUUGGGCGGUGCUGGUGUUGGCAGCGGUGGCGAUUUGAAGAGGCAGCGUGUUUGA
Messenger RNA from Lodderomyces beijingensis, 577 nucleotides. The record is from the annotation of a GenBank genome assembly. Lineage: Eukaryota; Fungi; Ascomycota; Pichiomycetes; Serinales; Debaryomycetaceae.